Molecule: messenger RNA, 1256 nt
Organism: Sitodiplosis mosellana (orange wheat blossom midge)
Lineage: Eukaryota; Metazoa; Arthropoda; Insecta; Diptera; Cecidomyiidae
Gene: Rtnl1
Product: reticulon-1-A
Exons: 4
Coding region: 190-786 (198 amino acids)
Source: RefSeq, a predicted model, not a curated record
UGUGUUUGUUGUCAAAAAGGAAAUAUUGGUCGAGACACAAAUAGAAUAGUUUAUUUUUGGAUUGCGACCGAAUUUGUUCAUUAUUUUUAAUUAGGCGCAUGCAAAUUUGCAGCAGCACCACCAAAUCUGUAAGGAACAGUGUGAAUUUUUUUCUCUCGUCAAAAUUACAUCGCAUAUUUGAACAAUAGAAUGACAUCAUUGAAAAUGAUACAAUUUGAUAGGCAAGAAUUGGAAUUAAUCAUUCAUUGGAAGGAUGUGACAAAGUCGAGCGUUGCUUUCGGUGCGGGUAUUGUGGUGUUGAUUGCGAUCUCAUCAUAUAGCAUUAUCAGUUUGUUUGCUUAUAUGGCGCUGCUCACACUGCUCGGAACUGUGUCAUUUCGUGUAUACAAAACCGUUCAGUCGAUCAUUCAGAAGACAAACGAUGGCCAUCCAUUCAAAUCUUAUUUAGAGGCGAAUAUCAUUUUGUCCAAGGAGAAAAUUGAACCGAUAUGUGGCGUUUGUAUUGAUCAUUUAAAUGCAUUAUUUGUGGAAGUUCGACGAUUGGUGUUGGUUGAGGAUUAUGUUGACACCACCAAAUUUGCCAUUUUAUUGUGGAUUUCAACUUACAUUGGCGCUUGGUUCAAUGGUUAUUGCUUAGCAGCAAUUGCAUGGAUCGGACUAUUUACUUUGCCAAAAUUCUACGAAAAUAACCGAGAUGUCAUUGAUAAGAAUUUGGUGUUGAUCAAAGCCAAGAUCUCUGACACAGUAUCAAAAAUCAAGGGUGCCCAACCAAAGAAAGACCAGUAAGAGAUGGUCGAGCCGGCAGAGUAUUAGACGAAGACCUUUUGAAUCGAAUGUAGUAUUCUGUAGUAAAUGAUUGGAAUGAAUUGCGGAUAGACAUUAAAUCCAUCUUCAAUGACACCAUCAAACAGCGUUGACAAACAGUCAAUGUGAACAGAGCACCAAAGCUGUAGAAUAAUGUUAUAAUUGAAUAAAUUCUUUGCAAAUUCACUCUCUCUCUCCUUGAUGUCUAUGUCGCUCUGGGUAAAUCGGCGUAACUGUGACGAUCAUUUUCCAAUGCUUUGCUAACUUUUGACAACUGCACUUCAUCACACCCACGCACCUUCGAUGUGUUUGUAUUAGUACAUGGCAUCUGUUAUUCGGUCAAUUUGAAUUACUGUUAUACAUACCUUCGUUAAACUUUUUAUUUCUGAACUAUGUUCCCAUGUGCUGUCAUCAAUAUUUCCUAAUAAAACCAAUGUGUCGUUUCAAUUUCA